GCACGUUUCAGGAGUUACGCAAAUGUCCGGUGUUGGUUGGCAGUUGCUUUUCAUCUCCUUUGCUGUGUGUGAGAGACAAGUGUCAAUCUCAAUUUGAAUAACUACGCUUCUAUUUCGUGACUCAUGGCAAAGUCAAAUAGGGCGACUUCGAUACGUGAAUACUCGACCAGAAGAUGAUGGCUCUCUCACUUUCGUUUUGCUUUUUCUUUCUACUUCGGUUUACCCACGCCGCAGCCGAUCCCCCAGUGCCGCCAAAAUGCUCGGUGGACGACGCAGCAGACGAGAACUGCAGCGAGUUCGCUUUGUCCACAACGACGGAUCUCGCGGGCUCCCCUGGCGAUUUUUUCCAAGCUGCGCGCACAGCAAAAAUCUCCCCGGAGCAAUCAGAAAGCCUACGCCUUCCUCCACCCAUAACCAUGCGGGCACACACCACGGCCGCGGCGCGGCCCAACGCAGCCCAGUGGGUGCACAGCUUCGCGGAAGCCCGCGCGCCCUGGUAUCUAGGCGAGGCGGAAAGACUGAUCGACAUUGCGUUCAAGCAGGCCAGCGGCAGGGACCCGUCGCAGAGUGACCCAUUCGUGAAACUGUUCGAAGCGCAAAACCACAUCGUUGCGGCCCUGGAAAUGGCCCCUAGCCUGCCUGCCGUCUGGUUCCGCGCCGGCUUGCUAAUUUUAAGGACUGCUGAACUAGCAGAGCAGGACGAAGAAGCGAGCGACGGUACAAUUUGAAUGGGGACAGCUAUAUGUGGAUUCGCUCUUCUUUACACCCGUAUAUGUCUGAUCAAGCGUUUUCGUUUGUUUAACAAAACGCACCAUCAUUAUCAAGCUCAACCCAAAAACAGGUCGCGGGCACAGCUCCAAUCUGGUGUACAGUUUUGGUCUUCUCAACCGCGCAAUCGAUCUUGACAAACUGGCUUUCCAGACCGAGCCGCAGGAGGAGGAGAGCUCAGAAGACGACGACGAGAACAACGAGCCCGUCGUCCCAUCCUCCACCGGUUCAUCCUCCUCCCUGCAGAAGCAGCUGCAGAAGCGGGGUACUAGCAUCAAGAAAGCAGUGAAAAAGUCCCGGGCGCGCAGCUCGCAGUUCGUCCGCAAGAGUGUCGACGAGUGGCUUAAAAACAAACCGGAAGAUCAUCCGCUCGUUCUCCGGUUCCGGAAGGACGGACCGCCCUUUUACGAUGUGGAGAAUUCGCUGGGACAAUUCUUGCCACCACAAAUAGCGAAAUACAAUCAAAUCACAGAACCCCAGCAGGUUCUCGCCUCACCAGAAACCGCAGCUGCACGCGCAGAAAGAGCCACUUCUGUCGAGAAGAUGAACGCAACUACGAUUGAGUACGUGACCCCGAGUGGGCAAACUCCGUCUGUCUGGCACACGGAGCCUCUCUUCGCCACCCGGGUCGGCGUGAAACACAUCGACAGCAUCACGCCGGAAAGCCGGAGCAAGGUCGCCAAGGUGUUCGAGAACAAGAUGCGGCAAUUGCAUGAGCAGCUGGAGCGGGAAAAAGCGGCGAAGCGGGCGGGAACUACACGAGAUAGCAGCGACGAGGAUCCUCAAAUAGACAACGCGGAUGAGGAUGAGGUCCGGAACGAGCAUUUUGUCUCGCUGUCGGACAGGUUUUUUCAGAUAUGGCAAGACAACAUCGAGAUGGUGCUGCAUCCGCAAGAGGAGGAUGACAAAACUCGCGGCAAGAAAACGAGCUCGGUCACGAAAGCCGCCGCUGCGGCGUCCAAGGCCUCGCCCGGGAAGCAACUGCUCUACUACGACAACCUUUCGGAACGCAAGGAAUGGAACAAGCGCAUCAAGAAACAGUGGCCGGAGUUACACAAAGUCAGUAAGGAGGUGUACAAAAUAUCGGACGUGGUGCGCGCCGAAGCCGUCGCCUACGCGCAGCACUUACUCGGAAAGGAACGUUUCGCCGAUAGUGUGCGAAAUCUGCGCGGCUCGGCGGUGCUCUGGGCGCAGGUGUACUUGCCCAAAGGCGGGCGGCACCACGUGCACGCGCACCAGGAUUCGCUAGUCAGCUGCGUGUACUACCUGGCUUCGGACCCGAAUCGCACACCGCUUGCUCUGGUCGACCCGCGAGGCGGCUCCGUGUUGCGCGACUACGAGUCGGCGGCGUUUGUGUACGAAAAGAGCACGUUUGGCAAGGAGCAGAACAUCACAACCGGGUCGGUCGCGCAAGACGCGGAAACGAAGAAAAACUACAAGAACGGGGCGAAAAAGGUCAAAACUGAGCGCGACCGGGAGAAGCGAUUGCGGAGGGAGUGGCAGCCGGGGCCACCCUUCCACCACCCGCACUACGUGUUCACGCAGUCCGGGGACCUCGUCUGCUUCCCUUCGUACUUGAUCCACUUUGUCGGCGCGCACAGCGGAUCGCCGUUGACCCGGGUGGCCUUUGCCUUCAAUUUGCAGUUUGGGGAGAGGAAAGACGCUUGGUGGCAGGUGGCGACCAGUGCGUCGUGAGGGAGGAUUCAAUUGCGGAGUGGGGCAGCGCGGAGCAUGCUAGUGUCGUGCUGCUUUGGAGGGCGGUGUAGGAGCGAAUUUUGCAUUGGGAAACGAAAACUGCGAUGAAUGAUUAUUCAAGACCUUCUAUGAUGCGUUAGGACAGGAUCGGUUUUUAAUUCUGACCGCAACUGCCAAGCAACAAUGGACAGAUAAAUUUGCACGAUAAGAGAGUUGCAGUGCGAUGGCAACAGUACUCCGGCCUCGGUUACGUGGCGCAAUCGUAUGAAGGAAAAGGAAAUUAAUUUAUCAUUAUGCGUGUUUCCAGU
Amoebophrya sp. A120 is the source of this 2771-nucleotide messenger RNA. NCBI's taxonomy places the organism in Eukaryota, Dinophyceae, Syndiniales, Amoebophryaceae. The record is from the annotation of a GenBank genome assembly.